GGAUGUAUGGGUCAUUUUGACCAGUCAUUCCCUCGCUUUGGCAUCCCACAAUUUUUACGCCUCCCUCAAAAAGAGAUAAUAAUAUUUAGAGACACUUGCCGGGCUGAAUGUGAAUUAGCCCCUGCUGCAGCUCAUCAUUAGUACAGGACCAACCCUGCAACUUUGACAUUUUUUAUAAAGCUGAGAUGAUGGAAAGAAUAAGAAAAGAGAUGAUUCUGAUGGAAAGAGGUCUGCACAGCCCUACAGCUGGCAAAAGGCUCUCGAAUUUGUCAGACACAGCUGGAAAUGCAGUGCUGGAGGCCCUUGAAAAUUCUCAACACACUGGUCGCCUCAGCCCUAGACUAACUUCCGCCUCUCUGCAUAGCACUAUAGGGGACAUCCCUGCCAAAGGCAAAUUUGAAAUAGACACUUUAUUCAAUCUUCAACAUCAGAACAGUGAAAGCAACGUCUCCUCCGAAAUUGCUCCGUCGGAAAGCAGGAAGAAAAUUAGUCAUUAUUCAGAAGUUGCUCAAGAGGCAGAUAUGAACAGUGAUGUGGAGGUGGGCUGUUCAGCACUCCGCUCCCCAACUAGCCUGAGUUCCUCCCAGCUGAAGGAAAACAAUAACAAAGGCUAUUCAGAAAGCAGCUCAGCUCCUACUACCACCACCUCGUCCUCAGGUUCGAGUCUAACCAGCCUGCACAGCAGCAGCAACGCACUGGGCAGCUCCGGCUCUGGGGCUGACCAGGUGAGAAGGUACCGCACCGCCUUCACCAGGGAGCAGAUAGCCAGGCUAGAGAAGGAGUUUUACCGGGAGAACUAUGUGUCUCGGCCCAGGAGGUGCGAACUGGCCGCGGCGCUCAACCUCCCUGAGACCACCAUCAAGGUGUGGUUCCAGAACAGACGGAUGAAGGACAAGCGGCAGCGCCUGGCCAUGUCCUGGCCCCACCCGGCUGACCCCAGCUUCUACACCUACAUGAUGACUCACGCGGCGGCCACGGGCAGCCUGCCCUACCCCUUCCACUCGCACGUGCCGCUGCACUACUACCCCCACGUCGGGGUGACGGCGGCCGCCGCGGCUGCGGCCGCCUCCGGGGCGGCCGCCGCCUCGCCCUUCGCCGGCUCCAUGCGGCCGCUGGACACCUUCCGCGCCCUCUCGCACCCCUACUCCCGCCCGGAGCUGCUCUGCGGCUUCCGCCACCCGGGCCUCUACCAGGCCCCCGCCGCCGCGGCCGGGCUCAACAGCAGCGCGGCGGUGGCGGCGGCGGCGGCGGCGGCGGCCGCGGCUUCUUCGGCGCCCCCGGCCGGCUCCGCGGCCUGCUCCUGCCUCAGCUGUCACAGCAGCCAGACGGCGGCGGCGGCGGCGGCGGCGGCGCUGGGCUCGCGCGGCUCCGGCUCGGAUUUCCCCUGCACGGCGGCCUCGCAGCGCGCGGACAGCGGCUUCCUGCCCUACUCGGCGGCCGUGCUGAGCAAAACCGCGGGCGCCUCCCCGGACCAGCGGGAGGAGGCGCCGCUCACCCGAUAA
Dermochelys coriacea (leatherback sea turtle) is the source of this 1502-nucleotide messenger RNA. RefSeq names its product even-skipped homeobox 2 (gene EVX2). Gene Ontology annotation, molecular function: RNA polymerase II cis-regulatory region sequence-specific DNA binding; DNA-binding transcription factor activity, RNA polymerase II-specific. Gene Ontology annotation, cellular component: nucleus. Gene Ontology annotation, biological process: regulation of transcription by RNA polymerase II. The record is from RefSeq and is a predicted model, not a curated record. The coding region runs from base 186 to 1502 and encodes 438 amino acids. NCBI's taxonomy places the organism in Eukaryota, Metazoa, Chordata, Testudines, Dermochelyidae. The transcript has 3 exons.